GGGACGCUAAUUUGAAAAGAUGAAGUGAAGGCAAAAAAACUUAGUUUGUAACCGUUCUAUUUUAAGGGUUGCCUUUUCCAUGGGCAAAACAGCACUCCCUUCCCUCUUCCUCUCCAUCCCCACAAAAACGAAAGGGGAAGAGGUAAAUAAGAAAGUAUAAGAAAGGGGGUUUGAACCAUUAGCUUUCACUCUUUUCCGGCUUUUCUCGCAGGAGUAAACCAAAACAAUUACCUUCACUAAAAAGAAAGGGUUUGAGUCAUCUGAUCACAAUUAGACACUCAGAGAACACUGCCUUUAGCUUUUUGCCUUUAGCUGCAAUUGCAUUUUUACAUCAGAUGCCAGACUCCACCGAGUCCCACUUCCACAGCAGGAGACAUUCCGCGCUAUCCCAUAUCCCAGUGGAGGCAGAUCUUAAACAUCUCAUCUGGACACAUCUCCCCACCUGAAAGGCCUUUAAAGGACAGGCACCACCUCCCUUCCCUUCUUUCCCUGCCAUUGAUCCAUGCACUUGAUCCUUUAGCAUGACAGUCCCCAAUGGCUUCCACAAAAACACCAUGGAAAAUCCUUCUUACUCCCUACAUCCCACGCAACACCAACCCUCAAAAGCUCGCAGAGCGCAAGACUCAGUAGAUGAGUUUUGAACACUGGCUCCGGGAAUCAUGCCUAAGUUUGCCCUUUUCUUCGAUAGGUUUCAGUUUAAAAGCAAGCCUGAUUAUCCAUCAACGCCUUCCCCGCCAUGUGGCUGUGCACUUACAAUUAAGGCAUCACCACUGGGAAAACGAACAUGGAUUUCAGUGCCCUCAAAGGAUAAAAAUGAACUCCCGUUUCCAGCAUCUUGGUUGAAUUUUGCAGUUCCUGGACUCUGCAGCAAAAGAGGACAGUGGCUGCCCUGACUGUGCUUUGAUGAGAGAACCCCUCCACGUCACUGUUGGAGGUGACUACAGGACAGGAGAACCCAGAUCAUGAAUCCUGAGAGCCAUCAAACACACGACGGUCGUUAAUCACAAUGCUGUCCACUGCAGACAAGCAUCUGCUUUGAUCUACUUUGCUUGUGUCACACAACGCAGCUCUUCUGAACUGAAAUUCAAAUAUCGGAGACAGACGCUGAUACCAGCUAAGGGAAUAGCCCAGCACAUUUACAUUCCUGCACCUGCCCUGCUCUGAAUAGGAGCAGCACCGCAAUCCCCACCACCACCACCACCUCUAUAAAGCUCCCGUUCCAUACGUGACACUCGGGAAACGGCAGCCGCCAACCUGCGCUAAGCGUUAGCGCAACAACCUAGUGUUCUGGCGCAGCACCGCUACCCAUCCUGGACGAUGGAAGCUUGUUACUCUCAAGGCAAAUUCAAUGCCACUUCCUAUGAUGUCAUGGCUAUAGUCAUCGUCUCCCUUCAGACAUUUGCUGGCAUGUGGAUCAACGCUUUCAUGACUUCUGUGCUUUGCGUUGCCUGGCUCAAAAAGAAAAGCUUUAACUCUAAUGAGAAGAUCUUGCUGUUUCUGGGAUGCUGCAGGUUUUGCUUUCUGGGCAUCACAUGGGCAUAUUCCUUUCUUUCAACAAUUUAUCCCCGGUGCCUUUAUGUUCACCCCAUACCCCAAAUAUUGUCAGCUAUUCAAAACUUUUUAAAUUUUUCCAACUUGUGGGUUUCUGCCUGUCUUUGCAUUUUUUAUUGCCUAAAAAUUGCAAAUUUCAGGAACACCUUUUUCAUCUACCUGAAAGGAAAAACUGACAGGAUCGUGUCGUGGCUCUUGUUGGGUUCAGGGCUUUUUUCCCUGGUCAUCAGCAUCCUUGCCUACAACAGCAUUGAUGAAGCACACAGUGACAACUUCAAUUCCACUGGCCAAGGAAAUUUCUGGAAACUGAACAUCAAAAUGGAUGAACACUUGUUCCCUCUUUUUUUUCUCAGUGGCGUUGGAUUUGCCAUUGCAUUCAUGGCGGUAAUCUUUUCUGCCCUUCUCCUCCUCUUUUCUCUCUGGAGACACAAAAGCAAGAUGCAGACGAACUCCGGGAAGAACCUCAGCAUGGACGCCCACGUCAAAGCCAUGAAAUCUAUUCUGUCCUUUUCCUUCAUUUACAGCGUUAACUUUGCAUGUUUGAUCUUGACCAUGAUUUACGCCACAAAGAAGGCAAAUCCUGUGGUGUUUCUCUCUUUAGUAUUACAGUGUGCUUUUCCGUCUGUUCAUUCCCUCAUUCUGAUUUUCAGCAAUCAAAAACUGAAAAAGACACUGCGCAGGACUCUGUCCUGUGGGCAGUGCAAGGGUUGCAUGAGGUAGGAAAUGUAUUGAAAGCUGGAGCCCACUAAAAAU
Messenger RNA from Chroicocephalus ridibundus (black-headed gull), 2304 nucleotides. RefSeq names its product taste receptor type 2 member 9-like. Lineage: Eukaryota; Metazoa; Chordata; Aves; Charadriiformes; Laridae. Gene Ontology annotation, molecular function: bitter taste receptor activity; G protein-coupled receptor activity. Gene Ontology annotation, biological process: detection of chemical stimulus involved in sensory perception of bitter taste; sensory perception of taste; G protein-coupled receptor signaling pathway. Gene Ontology annotation, cellular component: membrane. The record is from RefSeq and is a predicted model, not a curated record. The transcript has a single exon. Bases 1318 to 2271 code for a protein of 317 amino acids.